Molecule: messenger RNA, 2704 nt
Organism: Pogonomyrmex barbatus (red harvester ant)
Lineage: Eukaryota; Metazoa; Arthropoda; Insecta; Hymenoptera; Formicidae
Gene: Tbc1d15-17
Product: TBC1 domain family member 15/17
Biological process (GO): activation of GTPase activity
Molecular function (GO): GTPase activator activity
Source: RefSeq, a predicted model, not a curated record
CGAGAGAGAAAGAGGGAACGGGUCGGAGGGCACAGUGCCGCGAUGUGGGACAGUUGUGAUGAGAGCGAGUGCGGGGAGUUGAAUUCGACGAGGACGACGACUGAUCGCGCGAGGCCCGAGAUGUUCGAGCCCACGGAGCAGGGAAAGGAUCUCUGCAUCCAUACGGGAGUCGUACUUCGUGGGGCAAAUGCUAGAGAAGACGAGGUUCACAGUUCAGGAACGCUUAAUAUCGUGGAAUACAGUUUUGGCAAAUGUAUAGAAUGGAAGCCUGUAGAAGAUUCUGUAGUAUCGGAAUGUCAAGAUCAGGAUCCAGAAUGGUCUCUAGUGGAUACACAUACAAGGAGGACUCGUACAAAUUCGGAAGGUCCAGACUCCCUUGGACGUACGAGAACCGUUAAAAUAUUGUUCUCUGAGUUAAAGUCAUUUCGCGUGAAUCACGGUGGGCAGCAGCUCAUAUUUAUGCAGAGGGAUGGUACCACCUAUGUUGCCUUCUUUCAGCUGGCCAAUGCUGAAAGUUUUAUUAAUUCACUAAAAGGAUUUAUCAAAUUUGUAAAAUCGCGCUUUGACAAGAACUUGUAUCUAGUACUGGACGAAGUAGAAACUGUAUUGAAGAAAUCAUUUGCCGAGUUGGAUUUAUUUCAAGAAAACACUUCUGAUUAUGUAUGGAAAUUUGUGAAAAAUUUGCACAAUCGCCCUUAUGAAACGACAAUGGAGGCAUUCAGCAAACUUGCAGAUAUCUGGUUGUAUAAAGAACCAGUGAAACGACCAGUUGAAGAAGCAGUUGCUGAUUUAUUAAAUCAGUCUCUUACAAUCAAUCCUGACCCGCGUGUAUCUGUAUCUAUAGCAUCCGGUGAAGAAUAUGAAGUAAUUGGAGUUGGAGUGGACUUACCUCCUCGACCACCAUGCCCACGUGGUGCGCCAUUGACACAAGAACAAUGGGCUAAAUAUAAAGACCCAGAAGGAAGAAUUAAUAACCCUGAAGUUAUCAAAGAAAUUAUCUUUCGAGGGGGUAUUUGUCCGUCGCUACGUUUUGAAGUAUGGAAAUUUUUAUUGAAUUACUAUCCAUGGAAGUCAACACAUAACGAAAGAUUAGAACUUAAGAGGAAAAAGACUGAUGAGUAUUUCACGAUGAAAUUGCAAUGGCGUACAUUCACGCCCGCGCAAGAGAGUCGAUUUUCUGAUUAUAGGGAACGAAAAAGUUUGAUAGAAAAGGAUGUUAACAGGACAGAUAGAACGCACCCUUAUUAUUCGGGGGAUAAUAAUCCACACUUAGAACAAUUGUAUGAUAUACUCAUGACCUAUGUAAUGUACAAUUUUGAUUUAGGAUAUGUUCAGGGUAUGAGUGAUCUUCUUAGUCCUAUUUUGUUUUUAAUGGAUAACGAAGUGGACGCGUUUUGGUGUUUUGUUGGAUUCAUGGAUAAAGUGAGCACUAAUUUUGAGAUGGAUCAGAAAGGCAUGAAGGCACAACUAUGUCAAUUAUAUACAUUAUUGUGCACUACGGAACCACAACUGGCAUACUAUUUAAACAGACAUGAUUCUGGCAACAUGUUUUUUUGCUUUCGCUGGUUGUUGGUAUUAUUCAAGCGAGAAUUUAGCGCAAUCGAUAUAUUGAAAUUAUGGGAGAUCUUAUGGACCGAUUUACCUUGUAAAAACUUUCAUUUGCUCGUAUGUGCAGCUAUUUUGGACACGGAGAAAAAUAUUUUAAUAGAGAAUAAUUACGGAUUUACGGAAAUUUUAAAGCAUAUAAACGACUUGUCACUUCAUAUCGAAUUGCCUUGGACGAUCUCUAAAGCGGAAGGUAUUUAUUAUCAGCUGAUGUCUGUGGAACAUCAGAUUCCUGAUGACGUCCGUGUAAUUAUCGGAUUAGAACCGUUGCAUAAACCGUCAUCGACGAAUGGAAGCGAUGACGAGGCGUCGAGUAAUAACGUCCGAGCUAACGGACCUCGUAACAAUUCGAGGAGAAAUAGUUCAAGCAGCGCUAAUGUUAAACUAGGCGAUGACGAAGUAUCGUUUGAACGCGGUUUGAACUUGUCGUACAUGUGAAGUCAGGACUGGACCUUUAUAAUCAUUCAUUAACAGAAAGCUGGUUGAAAGUCUGUACAAACGAAAAAUAUAGUAUGUGUUGCAAUCUUUGAACCUUCAAACAGGUCUUACAUAUUAACUUAUAGUUUGAAAAUAUUAGUUGAUCUUAUAUUUUAAAUGUAUUAUCGACAAUAAUUUUCACAGCUUUCAACGAAAUGAUAUCGACACUUCGAAAGGGAACGUAAAAGUACGUUCUUAAAUAUGUAUCGAUCAAAUUUCUUUCAAUUGAAUCGUAGGUGUAAUCAUUUCUCUUUUGCUUUAAACGUGUGAUUGACUGAUUGUGAUCGAGAUUGAAAUUCUAAACCAUGAAAUGUAAAUGUAAUCGAUACGUUUCGAAAAAUAACUAAUGGUAGUGUUGAAUUUUGAGAUAUUUAUAACACUUGCUGCGUGUACAGAGACGAAGAUUAUAAUCAUUGUGCGUGCAAAUAUUUUAGCGCGAAGAAGAACUCGCGACGAUUGUGAUUGCGCAAUUUCUGCGGAAACGAAAUAAAGACAUCAUCAGACCUUGAUAAGUGUUAUAUACGCGUAACUCUCACUUAAGUUAUAAUCUCUUUUCUAGAUUUGUAUAAAGCUUCACUGUACAUUUCUAAUAAAAGAAAAUCACCUAUUUAAUCUUUCAUAC